Messenger RNA from Hippoglossus stenolepis (Pacific halibut), 2859 nucleotides. Its product is annotated as usherin-like. NCBI's taxonomy places the organism in Eukaryota, Metazoa, Chordata, Actinopteri, Pleuronectiformes, Pleuronectidae. The record is from RefSeq and is a predicted model, not a curated record. The transcript is spliced from 7 exons. Bases 1736 to 2230 code for a protein of 164 amino acids.
ACCGCUUUAAUCUGAGACUGUUGCUUUCCUCUCCUCAGGAAUCUUUGCCUAUCUCAACUACCAUGUACCAAGGACUCGCCGUGAGAUCCUUGAGAUCCUCCUCAAAGGUCUGCGACGUCUGGAGUACAGAGGCUAUGACUCAGCGGGUGGACUGUCCAAGAAACCUGGCCAAGUCAGUGACAGUAGAGUGAAGUGCACCAUUCAUCACGUAACGACAGAAGCCUGGCAGACACGUACACAGUGGAGCGUACGGUGGGGGGUGUGUUUGCAGGAACCAAGAGAAGAAAAUGUCCCGUUUAUGUGUCUCAUGUCAGGGCUCUUUUUAAAGCAAAGUUUUUUUUCUCAACAGCUGUGCAUCUUCACUGUGCAUAUUAUCUAUAUCUCAAUGUCUUUACUCUCUUUGGUAUCAUGUCAUGUUAGAGAAGUGGUUUUGUGUCCAGGGUCUGGGCUGGCACUGGUGUAUCUUCAUCACUUUUACUGGGGUUGGGAGUCUGUAGUGACACUGACUGACUCAACUUUUGAGCAGGCGCUCUGUGUGUAUUUGUCCUGAUUGGCCUCUCGGGGAGCUGCUGUUAAAAAAGCUUUUUACUGACGUAAAUGACGUAAAUCAUUCCAAGCCCCUGGUGUCAGGAAGGAAAGGAAAACAAACAGUUAAAUAAAAAAACAAGAAAAAUGCAUUAAUGAGAACAUUUUAGAAACUUGAAUUAUGUUUGCAAACUAUAAUAACCAACAGGUAAAAUGCAAUAAAACUCAUUUUAAUGAUCAUGUGAAUAGCACAUCUGUAGAAGAACUGUUGUAAAUGAGCAACUAAACCUAAGAAGACAAUAUGAAACCUGACUGCAACAUGAAGGAAAAGGAUCUUGCUGCAUGGUUUUUUGCAACAUUUUUGAUUAAAAUAGCAAGAAGGAGAAAAGAGAAAUGGACUUACCCAAACCUCUGUGUCCCUGUGCCGAGGAGCAAGCGUUGAAACAGCCAUUGGAAUAAGCCUGCAAUAGUAAAAAGACUGAAUAUACGACUGUCUGGAAUAAGUAUUGUAAUAACACUUUACAACCUUCACACACACAGACGUGUCUUUACACUGAUAGAGGUCUCACAUGUGUUCAUUAACAACAUUAAGAAUUAUAAUGCAUGUAUUUACAUGUGAGGCACUUAAGAAAGGACAGAGUCCAGCAGUGCACCUGAGGAGCAGAGGGGUGAUAUGUCUUCUACCAUCCCUCUCCAGGUAAACUGAAACCAGACACCUGGUUGUUACCAUGACACUGCUGCCGAAAAGCAAAGGUUGAUGGGAGUUUUAGAGGAUUAGGGAGGCCCAGCCGCAGGCAGUCCGUCUUACCUCAGGUACUAAGUUUCUUCCUUGUGCUUUCUAGGAAACGUUUGCCUCUGUGUAGGAAAGGAGUCCUGCAUUGGAAUAUCUUCCUCAUGUCUCUCGUCCCUCGCCUCUGUGGUGUUGAAGAGAGUGAGGUGGCAAGUAAAAGUAUCAGGUGUGAAAUAUUGAUGGGGCGACAGGUGUGAUCCUAAACACCGGCAGGUCUUUGGCCUUCUGAUCGAUGCAUGACACGGCGAGGGGCUGCCAGCACGGGCCGCCACAGGCUGAACCACGGACCUCAGCACUGAUUCACAGAGCCCCACUCCUCCUGGGGUAGGAGGAGGAGAAGGAGUGGCUGGUGGUGGCGAGCGGGCAGAGGGCGGUCAGGGCAACCGGCCGGUCGUCCAGGAGCUGUGGUUCAUCGUCGUGAUGGCAGCCAUCGCCCUCCUCCUGCUGGCCGUCGUGCUGGGUGUCAUUCUUCAUAAGGCCCUAAACAAACCCCCCUUCCCGCGAGAGAGACCCCCUCUGGUGGCCCUGCCCAUGCAGAAGAGGAACCCCAUGGCUGUUUACCCAGCCAGCAACUCUGUCUUGUUCGACACCAUGCCUGACACAACAGGCUUCUCCAACAGUGUCACACUCAAGGGCUUCACCAUGAAGAUGGAGGAAGUGUUGGAGGCUAAGUGUGAGCCCUCUGACGACGCCGCUCCUCAGGGCGAGCUCGAGAUCCUCAGCGUGAACUCUCUGAGACGCAGCGUCAGCCAGGUGAUGGACGGCAAGUCGCUCACAGACGAUGGAACGUGGGACCCAAACAUCUCAGGCCAUGACAGUGGGAUGUUUAUGGAAGAUGAGGAGUUUGUUGACACCGUCAAAGGCUUCAGCACCGUGAGGAAGGAGCACACCAUGUUCACUGACACCAACCUGUGACCUGAGGACGACCUUUGACCCUCACAGGAAAACACAGUCACAGGGUCACAUUAAAUCCACCCGGUUUUGUCUCCAACCCGGAGUUUAGAGGUCAGAGGUCACAACUGAGCGGAACGGAUAAAUGAAGGAAGAGGAAGUCGACAUGAUCCGUGAUGACACUGUUGGAAUAACUGCGGCAACUCAGUGAGAAACAUUAAAACGGUGCUGACGUUUUAACACAACGGGACAAAAAGACAUUUCUAUUGAGCGGAAAGAGGAAGAACCUGCUUUUGUGGAAAAACUCUAAUGAAAAAAAAGCUUGAAAUUUGUAUUUCUUGUCAUCGAAUAGAGACUCUGAACACGAACAGAAAAAGACUAAACAAACCAAAGAUAUGGUGGAAGAAGCAGCAGAACAUAGUUAUGUAUUUGAGUGUUUUAACCAACAGUCAGGGGCGAAAUCAGAUGCAAGGCUUUAGAAUAUUAAUUGUUGUACAAAUGAUUUUUCAAAUACCUUCAGUGAAAUUAUCUUCACUAAAAGCUGCUGCUUAAACAGCCGACAUGCAAUGUAUGAAAGAAUAACAUCAGUUAAGUAAACUAUUAUUCACAAUGACGACAAUAUAUUGUGCUUCAUUAAAACAGGUCAGCAAAAA